Molecule: messenger RNA, 2111 nt
Organism: Nothobranchius furzeri (turquoise killifish)
Lineage: Eukaryota; Metazoa; Chordata; Actinopteri; Cyprinodontiformes; Nothobranchiidae
Gene: fbxo8
Product: F-box protein 8
Biological process (GO): regulation of ARF protein signal transduction
Molecular function (GO): protein binding; guanyl-nucleotide exchange factor activity
Source: RefSeq, a predicted model, not a curated record
AACAAAGUAUAUCCGUGUAGGUUGUCGUUAACUUAAACUAGCUUGGUAAGCUAACUAGGGGAUUUGUGAAAGAUUCCAAGUGAAAGCAGGUUAAACCAAUCCGAUUCUGUUUUGGUGGCUUCUUUGGAGAGCGCAGCCAAUGGUAUUGAGAGGGCGGGGCUACCGGUCACACAAACUUGCUCAGUGAAACUUCGUCGUUGACAUUUAUUACAGUACAAUGAAUUUGCUUAAGCAACAUAUUAGCUGCUGUUUAGCAGUUUGAGCUCAAAGAAUGACGGAGAGAAGCAGCAGUCCAAAGUUUUUCUGCCUCGUUCACUGAUGGGUCAGGUACUUUGGAGACUCCCACCCAGGCAACAGCAACAGCUUCAGGAAGAGCUUGCCGACCACCUGACGAAGAAAGGAGGACGAAAUGGAAAAAGAGAUGAAGGUAAAGAGCCACACAGUUUUAUAGACUUGGAGAUGCUCCCACCUGAACUGGGUAUUACCAUCUUGUCGUACUUGAAUGCUACGGAUCUAUGCCUGGCCAGCUGUGUGUGGCAGGACCUGGGAAAUGACGAAUAUCUGUGGCAGGGGCUGUGCAAGUCCACAUGGGGUCACUGCUCCAUCUACAACAAAAGACUACCUGCUGACUUCUCUUAUAGAAGGUUGUAUCUACAGCUAGAUGAAGGCAGCUUAACAUUCAACGCUAAUCCACAAGAGGGUAUAGGUUAUUUCAUGUCUAAAGGCAUACUAGUGGAUCACCCCACAGAACUGGCUAAGUUCAUCUUUUACACCAGACGUCUCCACUGGAAGAUGCUGAGGAUUUACCUGGAUGAAAGGCGAGAUGUUCUGGACGAAUUGGUGACCCUACAUAACUUCACCAACCAGUUUCUUCCCAAUGCUCUGCGGGACUUUUUCAGACAUAUCCAUGCCCCAGAGGAAAGAGGAGAGUAUCUGGAAACCCUCAUCACCAAGUUCAGCCACAGGUUUUGUACCUGUAACCCUGGUCUUGUUCAUGACCUUGGACUUAGUUCUGAUGCUGUGUACGUGCUGUGCUACAGUCUAAUCCUGCUGUCCAUUGACCUAACCAGCCCACACGUAAAAAACAAAAUGUCAAAGAGGGAGUUUAUCAGGAACACUCGCCGAGCAGCACACAACAUCUCAGAUGACUUUGUUGGCCAUCUCUAUGAUAAUAUAUACCUGAUUGGUCAUGUGGCUGCAUAGCUCUGCUUAAUGUACUGGUGACUGGGCUUCAGUGCAUCUCUGGAGUAAACCAGUUUAUAGUGAAUGAAACUUGUAAGAACUGUUGUAGCAGAACCUGCCACUUCACUGUAACCCUGAUGGUCCUACCAAAUAUUAGCAGUGGUAUUAGCUUUAUAAUUAAAGGUGGACAUGAAGGAUCUAGAUUGAAAGCAUGGACAUCAAAGAUGAGCAUUUUAAAGAACACAAGCUGUGAUUCUGCACUGAAGCACAAGAGUUGUUGAAGUAUGAAGAUGAAGAGGUGCACGGCCUUUGGUCUGUUACAGAUCCCUGGACAGUUAAACUGGUGGCUUUCUGAGCAUGUCUGAUUCUAGCUAGGCCUAUCCCUACUCAUGGUAAAGAUUGUUCCCUGCUGCUGUUUAGACGAUGACAUUGUGACAGCAGAGAAAAUCUAUUUAAAACACUGUGAAGUUGUGAAAAGGUUUGAUUGACUCAGAUUAAUAUUUUGCUUUUAGACAGAAAACAAGUUCUACCUGUUGGACACAAUGAAACACGUAUGGAUUUGUCACAAGGGAACCUGGACAUGUGCUCUCUUAACUCUGUCAAUAACAUCAAGGAAGUCAGACCCCUACAUUUUAAUUCAGCAUGAGGAUUAUUCAUACAACACUGUAAAUAGGUAGUUGAUACCACAGAAGAAGUCUGAACACUUGGCUACUGGUUCUGGUUUUACUGGUGAUCAUUUCUCCUCUCAUCCCUGUUUGGACUCCUCUGCAUCCUGCAUUGGAAUCAAAUGAAGAUUCAUUGCAAUCUGAGUUUCCUUUUCCUUUAUUUAUUAUUACUGUUUUUACAAAUUUGCUUAUAAAUGCUAAUAUACUGAAAUAGACUGUUCUGAGUUGUAUUUUGUUAUGGGGAAAUAAAGGGAACCGAAUGAA